AUGGAUUCUGCCUCUAUAAUCUGGGAGAAUUAAUAAACUAUAAUGUUUGAAGAAGGAAUAGUCUUAAGAAAGCCUUCUUGGUUUAAAAAAUUAUUCUUCGUUUAUGUAUAUCCCAUAAUGAAUAAAGCUUAUAGACAAGGAUUGGAUGAAAGUCUAAUUAAUGAGUUGGAAUCUUCGCAAUAAUCAUAUUUUAGGCAUCUCAAGUUUUCUUAACAUUUAAAACUAAAAAAAAAGUAAAAUUUAGUUGAUUUGAUAUUGAAAUAUUAUUUAUGUAUGUUAUUUGCUAAUGAACUAGAGUAUUUUUUGAAAGGAUUUCUAAUUUAAUUGGUGGUACUUUUUAGUCAAUUGGCUAUGCCGUUAUUAACAAAAUACAUAAUUGAAUACAUUUAUGAAUCAGAUAAAGAUUAUCAUUAAGCUUUAUUACUUAUCUUCCUAGUAAUGCUAAUAAGAAUACUCAAUUUAUUGUCGAUGUCCCACUCAAGAUUCAUGAUGAAAGUUUAUGGAUAUGAUAUAAUGUCAGUCAUUAGUUUAGAAAUCAUGAGUAAAUGUCUCAAGAUUUCAUUGUUAAGCAACACUGAAAGGUCUAUAGGAGAAAUUACUAAUUUGAUUUAAGUAGAUGUUCAGAGACUCAUACAAGCUCCCAAUAACGUAGUCAAUAUGAUUAUUAUCCCAAUUUAAUUAUGUAUUACACUAACCUACAUUUACAAAGAAAUAGGCAGCUCUGUGAUAGUAGGUAUAGUAAUCAUCUUUUUGAGCAUACUUCAAAACAAUUAUGUUGGAAAACAAAUAGUUAAGGCAUAAAAGUUGGUUUUAAAGUCUAAGGAUAAUAGAGUAAAGGAAACAACUGAAGUGUUUUAGAUGAUCAAAUUUAUUAAGAUCAAUGCUUUGGAACAAUUUUUUCAAGAAAAGAUCUUCAAAUUAAGAUAAAUUGAACUGAAAUGUAUAAAGGAUAGAUUGAAGUAUUUUUCGAUAAAUGUGUUCAUGGGUUGGCUAUCCCCUUAAAUGAUUUUAAGUUUUACUUUUGGAUUGUAUGUACUCUUGGGGAAUCAAUUAAUCCCAAGUAAGACCUUUCCCAUAAUUGGAUUGCUCUCUAUUUUAGCUGCCAGUCUUUAAUUAUUGCCAAUUUCAUUGAAUGACCUUUUAGAAACCAAAGUAUCUUUAAAAAGAAUAGAAAACUUUUUAGAUAGUCAUGAGUUAAUGAAUGACUUAUAUUGUAAGAACAAGGCUGCAGCUGCAUCCUCUGCUUUAGAAAUAACUCAGGGCAACUUUUUCUGGAGAAAGGAGUGUAUUGAAGAUUAACAAAUCUUGAAGAAUAUAAAUAUCAAAGUGGAGAAGGGGAAGUUUGUAUCGAUUAUAGGAGAUGUCGGAUCUGGGAAGUCCUCAUUGAUUUAAAGCAUUUUAGGAGAGAUGAUCUACAAGAUCAAUGGUGAGAAACCAAAGGUCUAUAGAUCUAGUCCUAUUGCUUAUGUAGGAUAGAAGCCAUGGAUUUAAAAUGCCACUGUUCAAGAGAACAUAUUGUUUGGUAAGGCUUAUGAUGAGCAAUUAUACGAACAAGCCAUUAAAUAUUCAUGUCUCAGUCUGGAUUUAGAGAUCUUAAUUCAUGGAGAUCAAACUAUGAUUGGAGAGAAAGGAAUCAACUUAUCUGGAGGACAAAAGGCUAGAAUAAGUUUAGCAAGAGCCAUUUAUAGUAAAGCAGAAAUCUUCUUAUUGGAUGAUCCUUUGAGUGCUGUAGAUGCUCAAGUUGGCAAUUUCAUAUUGAAGGAGUGUUUCAUCAAUUUCUUGAAGGGAAAAACUAGAAUUCUGAUUACUCAUGCAUUAAACUACUGUAAAUACACAGACUACAUUUAUUUGAUGUAGAAGGGAGAAAUCAUAGAAUAAGGUGAUUAUUAGAAGAUGCAGAAUAACUUAAUAUUCCAAGAAAUCGAAAAGAAAUUUGAAUUUGAUAUCCAAUAGUAAGAGAACUAAAAUAUCACGCAAGGUAAGGAUGUAUAGUUGGGUGACGAGAAGGAAAUUGAUUAGAAUUAAGAGUAAAUUAAAGAUAUGGAUAAAACUAAAUCAGAUUUGAUGACUAUCGAAGAAAGGAAGAAGGGAGAAAUCGAUCAAGAAGUAUAUAUUAAGUAUCUGCAAUACAAAAAGAAUUUAAUCUUUUAAACUAUCCUAUUUAUUGUUCUGAUAAUUUGGAUACUCAGUUAGAUUAUGGCUAAUUUAUGGGUAACAGAAUGGACUAGUCGAUAUGCUUCAUUGUCAGAUCAUUAUAGCGAAAUCACUUACUUUUGGGUAUUUCUAUUCCUAGGAUUUAUACAGUCUAUGUUUGCCUACAUAAGAGCAGCAAUGAUUGUAUCACAAAGUAUAAAGUCCUCUUCCCAAAUACACAAUGAUAUGAUCAAUUGUUUAAUGUUUGCACCUCAAUGUAAAUUCUUUGAAAGAGUUCCACUAGGCAGAAUCAUGAAUAGAUUAACUAAAGAUAUUAAUUCUCUUGACGUUGAAAUCCACAUUAAUAUUGCUUAAUUUUCAACUAAGAUUAGCUAAAUUCUGAGCAACAAUUUAUUAAGUAUCUAUGUUAGCACAUACUUGCUCAUUUUCCCCUUAAUAAUUUUCUUUUAUAUAUGCUUGAAAAUCCAACGAUUAUACAUGAAAGCCAGUAGAGAACUUCAACGAUUAGAACUUAUAAGUCGAAGCCCAAUUCUGAGUUAUUUUACUUAAUCUUUAAUGGGGUUGACAACUAUAAGAGCUUACUCUCAAUCCGAUUUUGUGAUCAAGGAAUUUGCCUAGAAAUUAGAUUAUAAUAAAUAGAUAGUCAAUUAUUCAAUUGCAGCUAGUUCAUGGUUUCUAUAAGUUCUCGGGUUUGCCAGUCUAAUAGUAAAUACUUUUGCAAUUGGUUAUUGCAUUUUAUACACCAGUAAUCCUUCGUUUGCAGGACUGAUAUUAACAUUUGCUGCUAGUUUGGAUAGAAAUGUGCAAUAAACUGUUGAUUCUUUAAGCUUAUUAGAAAAUAAUAUGAUAUCCUUUGAGAGAUGCUUAGAGUAUACAAAGAUCGAAUCAGAGAAUCUGGCAGAGGUUAAAACCGUAGAAUAAUCAUGGCCCAAUCAGGGAAGAAUUAAAUUCAUUAAUUAUUCAGUAAAUUACAGAAGCAAUCUGCCGUUAGUUCUUAGAAACUUAAGUUUUUCUAUUGAUUCUUAAGAGAAGAUAGGUAUUGUAGGAAGAACUGGAGCUGGGAAAUCAUCAAUAACACUUAGUAUCUUGAGAAUAGUAGAAGCUUUAUAAGGGCGUAUAGAAAUAGAUGAUGUAGACAUCUCAAAAGUAUAAAUUUAAAGAUUGAGGUCAUCAAUCACCACCAUACUUUAAGAUCCUGUGAUUUUUACUGGAACUAUUAGGUAAAACUUAGAUCCCUUGGAAACUUGCAGUGAUGAAGAAAUAAUGAAGGUAAUCGAAGAAUGUUGUCUAUUAUAAUUGAUCAAUGAUAGGAAUGGAUUAAAUACUUCUAUAAAUGAGGGAGGAGAUAAUUUGAGUGCAGGAGAGAAACAAUUGAUAUGCAUUGCAAGAGCCAUAUUGAAGAAAAGCAAAAUAGUCUUGGUUGAUGAAGCCACAGCCAAUAUUGAUAUAGAGACUGAACAAAAAAUAUAAUAGGCCAUCUAGAGAUUAUUCAAGGAUCAUACAGUGAUUACCAUAGCUCAUAGAAUUAAUACUAUUUUGCAUUGUGAUAAGAUUUUUGUUAUGAGCAAAGGAGAAUUAAAGGAGUCUGGAUCACCAAGUGAAUUAUUGAAGGACAAAUCUUCUUUAUUUUAUGAGGUCUAUCAAGAAGCGAUGAAUCAUAAAUGA
Messenger RNA from Paramecium tetraurelia, 3819 nucleotides. RefSeq lists its product as uncharacterized. Lineage: Eukaryota; Ciliophora; Oligohymenophorea; Peniculida; Parameciidae. Gene Ontology annotation, biological process: transmembrane transport. The transcript is spliced from 5 exons. Gene Ontology annotation, cellular component: membrane. Gene Ontology annotation, molecular function: ABC-type transporter activity; ATP binding; ATP hydrolysis activity. The record is from RefSeq and is a predicted model, not a curated record.